Molecule: messenger RNA, 438 nt
Organism: Colletotrichum truncatum
Lineage: Eukaryota; Fungi; Ascomycota; Sordariomycetes; Glomerellales; Glomerellaceae
Source: RefSeq, a predicted model, not a curated record
AUGGCCGAAGUUCAACUGACCUUUGGAAGAACCGACGACUUUGUCGUUGUUUCCAAGCCAAAGAAGGGUAUCGCUUUUGUCGAGGCCCGCUUCAACGAUGGCUAUACACACACCGACAAGGGAUGCCAGCAAAUUCUGGCUUUACUUCAGAGAGAGUUGAGCCCCGACAAGCUCAAUGACGACACCAUCAUCUCCCUUGAGACCGAUCUUCUGAAAGAUACUCUCCUCUACAAGGACGUCCCCCGGGAUAUGUUCCACUCCUUGCGCGUUGUCGAGUUCCAAGGGCUUGACCCGUCUACACGCUAUGUCUCGGCGCGAGAUGUUGCUAUCAAGAUCAACUUCUACGGUCUCAGCAACGACUCUACAAUGCUGUCCGAUUACGACAUGGUCACUGUCCUUCCAAGCUCAAAGCUCGACGGUCUCUGGGAACUCUGCUGA